Molecule: messenger RNA, 1754 nt
Organism: Peromyscus leucopus (white-footed mouse)
Lineage: Eukaryota; Metazoa; Chordata; Mammalia; Rodentia; Cricetidae
Gene: Trmt61b
Product: tRNA methyltransferase 61B
Biological process (GO): tRNA methylation
Cellular component (GO): tRNA (m1A) methyltransferase complex
Source: RefSeq, a predicted model, not a curated record
AUGGGGCUGAGGAUGGACAGACAGUCCAUACCCAUUCGAAAAGGACUUGCCAGCUAUGGGCAAGGAGCAGCGACGCCACUCUGCCUGCGACGCCGGCUGCCCCGAACCAAGGCGCAGGGGCUGGGGCUGUGUGUCGUCAUAUGUGUGCGACAGCAUCUGCGCUGUUGCUUUUUCGUCGUUGAGGCUGCUGCGCUCCGGAGUCAGCCGAGGCUCCGGGUCUGUUCAUUCUUGUUGGACUUUGCGUUUGUGUCUGGAGAGGGAGCUCGCUUCCGGUGUUGCGAGUCCUCGCCUGGAGACGCGCGAGAUGGAGAAGGCGUGCGAGGAUUGUCCCCAUCUCUUGCUCCCCGUGCCCGGAGUGUCUGGACUCGGUGUCUCUGGUCUGUGGAAAACCUCCGGCUGUGGACUUCGCGGGAAGAGUCACCCCCUCGAGAUCGGGAGGACUGCAGUGGAGAGCAGAGCCACUGGGACCCCUCACGCUGUGACCCCGGGGAUCGCGUGCUGUCCGCGGUGGCUCAGUUGGAGACCGAGCCCGGGGAGCUUCAGGUUUCCUCUUCUUGCUCUCCUUCCAGAGAGGGACCCUUUCGGAUCGGGGAGCUUAUUUUAGCUCAGACAGGGAAAAGACACACGCAAUUUAAGAAAUGAUUUCGGCUGUGCAACGUCGGACACUUUGAUACUAACCGGCGGCAAUCACAUCCAGCGAGAUCAUGGGCAAGUUCCCCCGGACAGAUCCCGACGAGUUCUUCUGUUAAGAGUUUUCUGCUGCAGAGACCAGCUUUGGGGGAAUAUGUAUUACUGAUGAAAAGAGGGCUUACCGUAAUGUAUCCAGAGGAGAUAAAGGAUGUACUGAUGAUGGACAUCAGCCCAGGGGACACUUUGGAAGCAGACUCAGGCUGUGGUGCAGUGAGCUUAUUUUUAUCUAAAGCAGGUAAGAUUGGCAUAACUAAAGGAGGUCAUGGGGCAGGGGGAGACAUCAUCUCCAGAGCUCACUGGCCAGCCAAUCUAGUAGAAGCUGUGAGCUCCAGGUUCAGUGAAGAGACCUACUGGGAUUGCGUCCAGGGCCCUACACAUGCCAGAGCCUAUAAAGUUUUUGUUUUGAUAGAAAUAAACAUUUUUCCCUUUUCUGAAAGCAUCACACAGGUUAUUAAACUUCUGGAUGGGAUUUACACCUGUGAACUUGCUCUCUCAUGUGAACAGAUAAGUGAGGUCAGAGAUUGGCUGCUUUGUCUUACAAAACGGAGAAGUGGAAUUCUGCUUUCCAAAAGUCAGACCAAAAUCAACACAAAUUUACAAUUACAUUCUCUCAAGGAAAUUGGAGUUGGAAAUGAAGUAUUUCAAGAGGAGAACCAUGUUGAGCUUCAGUUUUAUUUUAUGCUUGUUUCUGAUCGUAAGUAUUGUAGAUUCUUAAGCAUAUUGGCCAACACAUUCACACAAUACUACACUCACAUAACUAUCAGAUACUCUUCAGAGAUUUUUUUGAUACAGAAACUGAAAUGUAGUGUUUUUCUAUUCUGUUAAAUGAAUUGCAAAAUGUAAGUCCUAAAGUGUUGCUGCAGUUCUUCCAAGAAGCAAGUUUAGGUCCUUGUAUGUGUAUAUUAUUUAGGCCAUGAAAAGGGUUUCAGAUAUAUUGAUUUAUGAACAGGCUUAUCCAUUUGGUUCUAAGCUCGUCUGUAAGGUUACUAUGUGAUCACUGGCAAAUGUUUCUGUAUAUCGACUAGCAACAUAGCUCCAAAACAAUGCAAAAAAAAAAAAAAAAA